Messenger RNA from Paramecium sonneborni, 603 nucleotides. The record is from the annotation of a GenBank genome assembly. Lineage: Eukaryota; Ciliophora; Oligohymenophorea; Peniculida; Parameciidae.
AUGUUUUAUUUACCAUAGAAGCAGUGCUUUAAAGUUAUAGCUCAGAAGUAACGAAUAAUAAAGCCCUUGAUAUUAUAAGCAAUAUAAUAGAUUGGUCUUAUAUAUUUUUUUGAUCUUUUAGUCUUUAUGGAUAAUUAUAUGAAACUUUAAAGCAAAACAGUAUAACAUUGUUUUAAUUAAAAUUUUAAGGAAUAGCAUUUGAAUUUUGGGGCUUAAUUUAAGUGGAUAUUUAAAUUUAAGUGCUUAUAUAUCAGCUGGGUAUUUUAAAGGUGGAGAGAAUGGAUGGCCAUUUAGAGUUAAUAUUACUUUACAAGAGCUCAAUUUUGCAAUUCAUUCUGUAGAAAUAAAAAUUAUAAUAUAAAUAGCUUAUUAUUAUAAAAAAGGAGAUAAUCCAGGAGUAAGUUUAUGAUGUAUAAUUUUAUUAAUAAUUUUGUGAUCUAAACUAUAAUAUAUAUAAUUUUGACAUGGAUAUUUGGUUGGCAAGUGAUUUUAAAAAAUGAAAAAUUAAAUGUUUUAUUUGGAUGGGAUAAGAAAAACUAUUUGUAACUUUAAAAAAAAUGUUCCUUAAGUUUAUUUAAACUAUAAAAGAUAUCAACUGAAUGA